Drosophila arizonae is the source of this 1093-nucleotide messenger RNA. It is a transcript of the gene Coq5, whose product is annotated as ubiquinone biosynthesis protein COQ3, mitochondrial. NCBI's taxonomy places the organism in Eukaryota, Metazoa, Arthropoda, Insecta, Diptera, Drosophilidae. Gene Ontology annotation, molecular function: 2-methoxy-6-polyprenyl-1,4-benzoquinol methyltransferase activity. The record is from RefSeq and is a predicted model, not a curated record. Gene Ontology annotation, biological process: ubiquinone biosynthetic process.
ACCGCUGUUGUGCCACAAUAUUUUUUUUGUUGUAUUUCAUAAUAAUUUUGAUAUAGUAUUUAGUUCGCUGUGCUAAAUUAGCCUUAAGCUGUAUUAAAUAACAAUGCAAACGACUCGCAAUUUAUGCAAUCUGACCCGCUACAUCCUGCGGCGCACAGUUGCGACAACUGCUAAUGACACAACGGGCUCCGCUGGCGGCGGCGCCGGUGGCUCGGAGCAGACAACACAUUUUGGCUACCAGACGGUCAAGGAGAGCGAAAAGGAGCGCAAGGUACACGAGGUGUUUCAGCAGGUGGCCCAGUCGUACGAUCUGAUGAACGAUGCCAUGUCCAUGGGCAUCCAUCGUGUGUGGAAGGACAUUUUUGUGGAGCGCCUGGGACCGGAGCAUGGUAUGCGUCUGCUGGACAUGGCCGGCGGCACGGGCGACAUCAGUUUUCGCUAUCUGAAAUACUUGGCCAAGAUGCCAAAUCCAAAGCAGCGGGAAAGUCAUGUAACUGUCUCCGACAUCAAUCAGCACAUGUUGAAUGUGGGCGAGGAGCGUGCCCGCCAGCUGGGCCUGACCGCUGAUCGGCUGCCCAAUGCCAGCAUUGCUUGGCAGUGUGCCGACGCCGAGAAGCUGCCAUUCAAGAGCGACACCUACACUGCCUACACGAUUGCCUUUGGCAUACGCAACUGCACGCACGUGGACAAGGUGCUCAGCGAAGCCUAUCGCGUGCUGCAGCCUGGCGGGCGAUUCAUGUGCCUGGAGUUCAGCCACCUGACCAAUGAGACAAUGCAGUGGCUCUACGACCAAUACUCCUUCCAGGUGAUACCGCCCAUGGGCCAGCUGCUGGCUGGGCAGUGGCAUGCGUAUCAAUACCUCGUGGAGAGCAUACGGCGCUUUCCUCGCCAAGAUGAGUUCAAGAGCAUGAUCGAGCGGGCUGGCUUCUCCCACGUCUCCUACGAGAAUCUAACCUUCGGCGUCGUUAGCAUCCACUCGGGCUUCAAGCUGUAGGAAACUGUUGUUGCUCGCUGCUCGCUGCCCGCUCUCUACGCUCGGGCAUGCCAAACACGUUCUCCACGCGCUUAUUUUUAUGGUUUCCUUAAAUAAUAA